Gopherus flavomarginatus (Mexican gopher tortoise) is the source of this 4780-nucleotide messenger RNA. It is a transcript of the gene ZFP36L2, whose product is annotated as ZFP36 ring finger protein like 2. The record is from RefSeq and is a predicted model, not a curated record. The coding region runs from base 307 to 1695 and encodes 462 amino acids. The transcript has 2 exons. Lineage: Eukaryota; Metazoa; Chordata; Testudines; Testudinidae. Gene Ontology annotation, molecular function: metal ion binding; mRNA binding.
GAGAACGACUGGGCGGUGUUGCUGGGAGACCCCGGCGGGCCCGGCUGGGUCCCGCCCCUUGCACUGUCCGGCGUUUAUAUAUGUGCCGAGAAGAGGCUUGCAGAGUUCCAGCAGUCAGCUCGCUGCAGCAGUAGUUACCGCCUUCGCCGGGCACCCACUAACCCACCCUUGCUCGGAAAGUGAUUGGACCAUUUCGGAUCUCAAGUAAUCAGCCCUUUCCUAUCUAGUCGUGGCUUUUCCAAAGCCUCCGAGGAAAGCGGGAUCUUUCGGUCCUUCCUGUAUUUCCGAUCACUACAGGAUCUCGAAAUGUCUACGACACUUUUAUCUGCCUUCUACGACAUCGACUUCUUGUGCAAGAGUGAAAAAGCCCUGACCAACCUGAGCAGUAUGCUGGACAAGAAGGCGGUGGGGACCCCCGUGACCUCCCCCAGCUCCAGCUUCGCGCCGGGCUUUCUGCGAAGGCACUCGACCAGCAACCUGCAGGCGCUGGCCAACAGCUCCAAGUUCCCCAGCUCCUCGGGCUGCAGCUCGUCGUCCUCGUCCUCCUCUUCCUCGUUCGGCAGCCUGAAGGAGACGGGCACGGGCGGAGGGGGGGGCGGAGGGAGCAGCAGCCCCACUGCGCUGCUCAACAAGGAGAACAAGUUCCGGGACCGCUCGUUCAGCGAGAAUGGCGAGCGCAGCCAGCACCUGAUGCAGCAGCUGCAGCAGCAGGCGGGGAAGGGGGGCGGCGGGGCGCCCAUCAACUCCACGCGCUACAAGACGGAGCUGUGCCGGCCCUUCGAGGAGAGCGGCGCCUGCAAGUACGGCGAGAAGUGCCAGUUCGCGCACGGCUUCCACGAGCUGCGCAGCCUGACGCGCCACCCCAAGUACAAGACCGAGCUGUGCCGCACCUUCCACACCAUCGGCUUCUGCCCCUACGGCCCGCGCUGCCACUUCAUCCACAACGCGGACGAGCGCCGCCCCGCGCCCGGAGGGGGAACGGCCGCGCCCGCCGCCCCGCACCACCACCCGCACCCGCCGCCGCCUCACCCCGCCGGCAGCACCGGUGACCUGCGCGCCUUCGCCCCCCGGGACCCGCCUCUGGGGGGCGGCGGCGGGUUCGCGCCCCAGCGCGGCGCUGGCGAGCGGCCCAAGCUGCACCACAGCCUGAGCUUCUCCGGCUUCUCCGCCCACCACCAGCACGGCUGCGGGCAGCAGCCCGGCGGGCGCCUGGAGGCGGCGCUGCUCGAGAGCCCCGGCGGGUCCCGCACCCCGCCGCCGCCCGCCUCCGCCUCCUACUGCGACGAGCUGCUCUCGCCGCCCUGCGCCAACAACGCCUUCGCCUUCUCGGGCCAGGAGCUGGGCAGCCUCAUCGCGCCGCUCGCCAUCCACAGCCCCAGCUUCGCCGCCAGCCCCGCCGCCGCCGCCGCGGUAGCUGCCGCCGCCUUCUACCGCUGCCAGCAGCAGCCACCGCCGCCCGGGGGGAGCUGCCCGCCGCCGCCCGCCUCGCCCCCCUUCAGCUUCCAGCCCCUGCGCCGCCUCUCCGAGUCCCCCGUCUUCGACGCGCCGCCCAGCCCCCCGGACUCGCUCUCAGACCGCGAGAGCUACCUGAGCGGCUCCCUCAGCUCCGGCAGCCUGAGCGGCUCCGAGUCCCCCAGCCUGGACUCCGGCCGGCGCCUGCCCAUCUUCAGCCGCCUCUCCAUCUCCGACGACUAGGGGGAGCCGGGCCGGAGAGAGGGGAGCGGAGAGGAGGGGGGUGAACCCCGCGGAAGGGGGCAGGAUAAACCCCGGGAGCAGAGACCGCAGCCUUGAGAACUAGCCAAGCUCGCACAGUCCUUCGAUGAUCCUCUUGGGUUUGGUUUUGUUUAAUUGCUGAGCAAGUAAAUUAAAAAACGAGGAGAGGAAAAAACUUUUUCUAUCGAGAGACGAACAAAACAUGAAUUUGCAAAAGGGCAAAUGGCGACAUGAACAGAACAAACCUAUUUUUAUAGAGAGACCUUGGAAGAAGGGGAUUUUUGUUUUUGUUUUUGUUUUGUUUUGUUUGGAGACUAGUUAUAAUAUGCACCAGCAGCAGCCAUUCCAUCUGUGUGUGGUUUUUUUUUAAGCAUUAGAUGGGGAGGGGGGGAAACAAGACAAACCCACACCACCAGAAAGCAAGCAACAAACAAUCCAGAGGGGCAUGAACUCUGCAUUUCAAGCCUCUCCACAUUUUUAUAUACAAAAAAGACAGGAUUUAAUAAGUAGUUUGUCUUUCAAGCCAAUUUCAAAUAAAGACCCACACCAGUACUAAACCUAUAAGCCUUUAAAAGAAAAAUCCAACAUCCUGCCAAGAAUAUGCCUUGAUAACAACCCUCUAGGUUUUUUUAUAUAAUCUAUCUAUAUAUAUAUAUAUAUAUAUAAUAUAACAAAUGCUAAAACUUCCAUUCCAAAGUUUAAUGUUGGUUCCAUUGCCACCACUUAGUGGAUGUUUGGCUUAGAACAAUUUUUUGUUGCUUUAUUUGGAAGCACUCAACUGAGUCUAGUUUGUAAUUGUUGGAGAAUAACUGCUGAUUUUUUUUUUUAAUUUUUUAGCUGUUUGAGUUGAUUGCAUGAGUCACUGCACAACUCAAUAUGAAACUAUUUAACUUAUUUAUUAUCUUGUGAAAAGUAUACAUUGGUAAUUUGUUCAUACUGUAUUUAUCGGGUAUGAUGAAAAGCAAUAGAUAUAUAUUCUUUUAUUAUGUUUAAAUUAUGAUUGCCAUUAUUAAUCGGCGAAAUGUGGAGUGUGUUCUUUUCACAGUAAUAUAUGCCUUUUGUAACUUCACUUGGUUAUUUUAUUGUAAAUGAGUAAAAAUCUUAAUUUAAGAGAUUGUAUGUAAUAUUUAUUUCAUUAAUUUCUUUCCUUGUUUACGUAAAUUUAAAAGAUUGCAUGGUUUCUUUAUAGAAAUCGGUCUCUAUGCUGUGGAAGUAGUAUGAGGAAUUUCUGUGGGUUUUUUAGAAUGUAAAAUGGUUGUAGCCCGUCCAUGUAAAAAACAAAACAAAAAACCCCAACAAAACUACUUUGCAAUCAGACUUCAAAGUGGCAAACCUAAUUCAAAUGUGUUUAAAUUAACCAAAAAGUAUUUUUGUUGCCUAACUCCACCAAUCACACUGUGAUAUAGUCUCAAAGUAUGUAGCAAUAAUUGGGGGUCCCAGUGUUAUGUCUCACAGUGCCUUCUCAAGGGUCCAUGCUUGCCUUAAAUCUUCCUCAACCAAAUAAGUAUUUUUCUUAAUGCUUGAGAUAAUUUGAAUGUAGGGAUGGGUUUUAACUACAUGAGAAGUUUCACCACCUUUUUUUUUUUUUUUUUUUUUUUUUAAAUAAGCAAGGAGGCCACCUUUGGAUCUGAAACUUUAUGCAGUACAUGAACAUAUCUUGUUUAAUUAAAUUCCAAAACUUGUAAUUUUUUUCUGUGUGUAGAAAGUCAGGAGUUUUCCAAAACUUUCCUGGACGGUGGAUGAAUGAGCAGUAGCUUUUAGUUUUGUUUGUACAUAGGUACAGAUCAAGCACUAUGUACUCUAUUUGGACUACUUUAACAGAAGUAUGUUUUGAAUGUAACUAAAGGAUAAGUCAACUUGAGUUGUAAUAUAUUUUCGGGAGUCAGUUCACUACAAAUUGAGUGUGAGACUGUAAACUUUGUACUGUAAAUGUUUUGUAGUUCUCCCAAUAAAAUUUUUGGAAAAAAAAAUCAAACAAUUAAAGCCAUGUCUGCAAGGUGGUUUUUUAUUAACUUUUCCCUAUCAGAAAUGUGUCUAGCUACAGAUUAACCAGGUUUGAACAGCAAAAUGGCUCCAUUCCUGCAGAAAUCAUUGGUAGUCUGCCAAAACUAAUAAACAAUGUUCCAGAAGGUUCCAAAGUACCUAGUGCAAAUCAUAUAGUAUAUCAGGCUUCCUUAGGAGGAUGGUGGGGAACAAACCUUUGCUUUUUGUACCUUAACAGCUGAAAUGGAAAAUCAGUUAUUAAAUGCUUGUUAAACUGUUUUUAUAUCAGGCACACUUGUUUAUGGAGGUUAUUUAAUAUGCCAUUAGUCUUUAAAGUUUGUAUGGGACAAGUAGGAAAUGGUAAUCUGGGUAAUAACUUUAAUUGUGUCUUUUUGUUUUCUCUUUAAAGCCUUUGUUCCAAAUGCUCUUCCUCAUUUAAAGGAAUAGACUUGUAGCCUCAUUCCAACACUGAGAGUGUACUGGUUUUAAUGCUAAUCUGACUCUUCAGUUAAUUCUGUCACCCAAAACCCAGCGGCUAAAGACUAGCAUUGCUGUGGGUAAAUAUAAUAUACAGAGGCUUGUAAAUUAUACAUUAAUGUAGAUGGCAUUUUAUUAAUAAACUUAAUAAAUAAGGUUUUUUUAUGGAACCUGUUGCAAUAUGUGCUACAUCAUGAUACUUUUGUCAGCCUAAUAAAUGUUAACAUAAUGGCAUCUCUGAACUGUCACAAUAUUUUUAUAAAUACAAAGUAGAAUGUAAUACUGGUGCCAUAUGUUUGUAUAAUCAACCUAGUAUGGACUUGUUGUUUUCAAAUGAAACAUAUAUAACCAUUCAAAAGAAUCUGUAGAUGGGAUGAUGCAAAACUAUUUCUCUAGGUUAUGCUCUGAUUUGUUUGCUCAAAAUUUAUUUUUUUUCCAGAAGAAACUUUGUCUGCAAGGAACAGGAGUCCUUGAGCAAAUUUUUACCAAAUAUUGAAAGUAGGCUUCUAAUUUUUCUUAGUUUACUGAUGUCUACUUGAGCUAAUGCAAUCUUGUUUUGUUUUUUUUAAAAACUAACAGUCAAAUUAAAACUGCAUAGUUACAGGUG